This is a messenger RNA of Aethina tumida (small hive beetle), 1483 nucleotides long. RefSeq names its product NADPH:adrenodoxin oxidoreductase, mitochondrial (gene dare). NCBI's taxonomy places the organism in Eukaryota, Metazoa, Arthropoda, Insecta, Coleoptera, Nitidulidae. The record is from RefSeq and is a predicted model, not a curated record. Gene Ontology annotation, biological process: ubiquinone biosynthetic process. Bases 70 to 1446 code for a protein of 458 amino acids. The transcript is spliced from 5 exons. Gene Ontology annotation, cellular component: mitochondrion.
UUAAACCACCGUUAGAAAAAACAAUAAUUUAUAGAUAAACUGAGAGAAUGAACCUUCCACUACGUCAAAAUGAACUGUUUUUCGACGUCGCGGCGAUUUUUUUCUUCCGUAAUUAAACCGAAAGUAUGCAUAGUAGGUGCUGGACCGGCAGGCUUCUAUGCUGCCCAAUAUUUAGUUAAAAAAUUGAACGACGUCCAAAUUGAUAUUUACGAGAAGUUGCCCGUGCCGUUUGGGCUGGUGCGUUUCGGGGUGGCCCCUGAUCAUCCAGAGGUAAAAAACGUCAUCAACACCUUCACAAAAACAGCUGAGAGUAAGCAAGUUAACUUUAUUGGAAACGUGGGCGUUGGACAGGAUAUAACUGUAAAACAAUUAAGGGAUGCCUAUCAUGUGGUUCUAUUGACAUAUGGAGCUGAAGAAAGCAGAACACUGAACAUCCCAGGGGAAAACUUAAAGAAUGUAAUUGCAGCCAGAAAUGUAGUGGGCUGGUACAAUGGGACACCAUGGGAUGCAAACUUGGACAUAGAUUUGUCUGGGGAAACAGCUGCCAUAUUUGGGCAAGGAAAUGUUGCCAUAGAUGUAGCCAGAAUUCUAUUGUCACCCAUUGAUGAAUUAGCAAAAACUGAUAUAACACAACAUGCCUUAGAAAAACUAUCCAAAUCCAACAUUAAAAAAAUCAAUUUGAUUGGCAGGAGAGGGCCAUUGCAGGCAGCUUUCACAAUUAAAGAAUUAAGAGAGGUUUUAAGACUAAAGAACUGCUCAACAGUGUGGAGGGACGCCGAUUUUAAAGGAGUCGAGGACGUGGUUCCAAAUUUAGCCAGACCAAAGAAGAGAAUCACUGAAUUAAUGCUUAGUUCAAUGAAGGAAUCUAAAGAGCAACUACCCAAGACCUUCAGUCCAAUAUUUUUUAGAUCUCCAUUGGAAGUCACUGGGGUGGACAAGGUUCAAGGGGCUGUUUUGGGUGUAACCAGAUUGGAAGGUGAAGAUAUACUAAAGCAAAGAGCAAUUUUAACUGACUCCACAGAGGAAAUAAAUUGCGAUUUAGUUGUAUCAAGUAUUGGAUACAAAUCUAAAUCUGUUGAUGAUUCAAUUCCCUUCGAUUUUAAAUCGGGAAUUGUAGUUAAUGAACAAGGAAGAAUUGACAAAGGUUUUUAUACAACUGGAUGGUUGGCAACAGGUCCAACUGGUGUAAUAUUAACAACUAUGAGCAAUGCCUUUGGAACAGCAGAUCUCAUUUUAAGGGACGUUGAGAAAGACAAUUUAAUAAGUGAAAACAAAUCAGGUUUUAAUGAAAUAGAAAAGACACUACAGUCAAAGAAUGUACAACUGGUUCAUUGGAAAGAUUGGAUGAAAAUAGAUGAAUAUGAACAAAAGAAUGGGGAGAAAUUGGGAAAACCCAGGGAAAAAAUCAUUGACAUUAAUGAGAUGUUAAAAAUAGCUGCUAGCUGAUAUUUAUAAUUUUUAUAUAAUAAAAAAAAAAAAUAUU